This is a messenger RNA of Symsagittifera roscoffensis, 1897 nucleotides long. Its product is annotated as putative ammonium transporter 1. NCBI's taxonomy places the organism in Eukaryota, Metazoa, Xenacoelomorpha, Acoela, Convolutidae. The transcript has 2 exons. Gene Ontology annotation, cellular component: plasma membrane. Gene Ontology annotation, biological process: ammonium transmembrane transport; ammonium homeostasis. The record is from RefSeq and is a predicted model, not a curated record. Bases 417 to 1766 code for a protein of 449 amino acids. Gene Ontology annotation, molecular function: ammonium channel activity.
CUGCAGAACUACGGUAUUUUCAAUACUUCAGCCGAGAAAAUGUUCAAUAAACAUUAGAUAAUGCAUCGCAGCUUGGAACUUGUUGAGACCAAAAAACUGUAAAUCGCUAAUUGAGAAACGAUAUGUGUAUUUAUAUAUUUACAAUGCAAUACAAGAGCCGAGAAAGUUGUCAAAGCGCAGCAUUUGAUCAGCUUGCCACUUAACAAUGGUAACAUUUUUGGCAUCAAACUUCGGUUUAAGAAGUUUUCACACAAAGUUAUUUUCAACUAAUAAAAAAUAGUUUCAUUCUAAAAAUUAUCGGACUUUUUGGCCAGUUGCUUUCUUAAGAAAAUAAAUCUUUUCAUUCUUUGCCGAAAAAUAAUAUUAUAAAAAUAUUUACAACUUUCUAAAUUAAUAAAAUUUGAAAUUGAGUUAGAAUGACUGAUGUUGUGACACUUCCUGACCUGGGGGCCAAUGUGGACCAAUUUUUCCUCAUCAUUUGUGGUAUGAUCGUGUACCUCAUGCAAAUGGGAUUCGGGUUUCUUGAAGCGGGAUCCGUCCGCAGCAAAAACGUUACGAACAUCCUAAUGAAAAACAUGCUGGAUUCGGCAAUUGGAGCUCUCAGCUACUGGCUUCUCGGCUGGGCGUUCGCCUAUGGAAAGGACGGAAACGCUUUCAUUGGCUACAGUAACUUUCUGCUAAUUGACAAAGCAGAGACGGAGUCAGCCUCGUGGUUUUUCCAGUACGUGUUCGCCGCAACUGCGGCUACAAUAGUGUCAGGAGCGAUGGCAGAGAGAACCAACUUCAUAGCCUACAUUUGCUAUUGCAUCACACUCACAGCUUUCGUAUACCCCAUCGCAACACACUGGGUUUGGAAUUCUAGAGGUUGGCUGGCGGCCGAAUGCUGGUGGGACAAUGUCGCUUUCAUGGACUUUGCGGGAAGCUCAGUUGUCCAUUGCCUCGGUGGAACUGCAGCAUUGGUGGGAGCAAUUUGUGUCGGAAGACGAAAGGACCUGUGGAAUCCCGUUUCCGAGAGAUACGAACGAAUUAAGGGACACUCAGUGCCCAUGUGCACUCUUGGAGGCUUUGUCCUCAUCUUUGGAUUCUUCGCGUUCAACGGAGGAUCCCAAUUGUCCAUGUCGCAUCCAGGCGACGGUGCCGCAUUCGGGAAGUCCGUGAAAAACACAGCUCUAGGAGGUUUGGCUGCUGGUCUAAUCGCAGUCGUCAUCAACUACUUUUUCCACGAAAGGAAGUUCAGUCUACUAACCUGCAUCAACGCCAACUUGACUGGCAUGGUCGCCAUGUGCGCAGGGUGCAACGUUGUAGAAGAAUGGGCCGCCAUUGUCAUCGGUUUGAUUGCGGGACCUACCUUCCUGGCGUGGAGCACUCUCAUUUUCAAACUCAAAAUUGACGAUCCUCUGGAUUGUGUUGCUGUGCAUCUUGGGGGUGGCUUGUGGGGUAUUUUGGCAGCUCCCAUUUUCAACCAACACGUUGGAAUUUUGUACAACUGGGACGAAUUGGCUUUCCAGCAUUUCUUCUGGAACCUCCUCGGAGUUGUUGUUAUCAUUGCAUGGACCGCGGCAACUUGCACCCCAUUGUUCUUACUGCUGAGAGUGCUGAAGGUUCUCAGAGUUCCUGAAGUGGAAGAAGACACUGGCUUAGACGUCGAGUGUCAAGGAGAGGUCGCAUACCCUUCUGUCGCAUAUGAAAAAUCCCCUCAUGGUGACAUCCCCUACAAGCCCAAAGAAGACCCUAAGAAAAACGGCCAGGCUCCUGAAAAAGCUUGAAUGAACUGAAAAAAAAAAAACAAUAAUAGUUGAGAGGUUGAUCAUUGAUAAAUAAACUGUCGCGCUUUAUUGAUUAUAGUUUUUCUUUUUUUUUCUACAAUAAACUACUUGCUAGCCUGUUUUUAAGAGGA